Labrus bergylta (ballan wrasse) is the source of this 3935-nucleotide messenger RNA. RefSeq lists its product as uncharacterized. Lineage: Eukaryota; Metazoa; Chordata; Actinopteri; Labriformes; Labridae. The record is from RefSeq and is a predicted model, not a curated record.
UCCUGUUUCGUUUGUUGUUGUCUUGCACUGUUUCCUGUGUGGAUGCUGCUGCAGCAGUCUGUUUUCAAAAUGACCAAACUCCAGCUACUGAACGCCUACCUUACGGAGCGGCUGGCGGUGGUGGUGAAGGAGAUCAUCGACGUGGUGGAGGACACGGUGACCGAGUACCGGGAGGAGACCGCCCGAACCAAGCAGGAGAACGAGAGCCUGCGGAGGCAGCUGCGGGACAUCCUGCUGCUGGAGGCCGAGACUGAGUGGCUGAGAUCGACCAAAACCAGUCUUGGGUUUGCAGCCUCAGACCAGCAGCAGUUACCUGAUCUGCAGCUUAGAUCCCGCUCAGAGGAGCCAGACUCCACCCUGAACCAGCCCAAGCGCCCACUAGCCGACGCAGCCGAGCCGAUUCAUGAGCAGGUCGUUUCUCUGCAUCUCCCAUCACUGCAGAGCGAGAAGUUCUCAGGGCCGGUAAUCCUGCCACGACAGAAGAAGCCUGCUGAGGUGAGGGAGUCUGUCUUGAAGCCUGAGCCUUACAGUGAGUUACUGCAGAACGCAUCACCUCCUUCUCCUCACUGCUCCCUGAAUCCUUCUGCCCCGUCCGUCCCUAAAAUUCACGUUGCUGUACCUGUGCUAAUAGAGGAGUCGCAGGCCACAGCACCUGUUCUGAUCAAAGCUGAACCUGAAGAAUACAAAGUGAGCGAACCUGAAGGUGAAGCCGAAUCUUUGACAGCGGCGGGACAGGGUCAAGUCACACAGGAACAGUUGAACAUCAGGACAGAUUCAGACAGGACAGUCUUGGUGCUUUCAGACCGACACAGAGCUCAUCGAAAAGAGAAAUCUUCUCAUGAGAAGCUGACACUUACUAAUGAAGGUGCAGCUGCUGCUUUUCCCGAGCUCGUCCACCGCUGCCCUAGGUGCGGCGAGGUGUUCGACCGGGCCAGCAGCCUCCGACUCCACCUGGAACAGAAGAGAAAGACCUAUGCCUGCGAGUGGUGCUGCAAGUCCUUCGCACAGUCUGCAGACCUGCGGCGUCACCUGCGCACGCACACAGGCGAGAGGCCGCACCGCUGCAACUUCUGCUCCAAAAGCUUCAGCCAGAGGGGGAACCUGCGUCGACACCUGCGCAUCCACACGGGGGAGCGGCCCUAUAGCUGCCCGUACUGCUUCCGCACCUUCAGUGACGGAGACACCAUGAAGAAACAUAAACGCACACAUUUAGGAGAGAAACCAGAGCGCAGCGUUCAGUGCUCCAAGACAUUUUCAAGAACCGGCAGCUUGCAGACACACUCAAAGAAGGACAUGUGUUUCAUGGCAAACGCCUGAUUGGUCCAUUUAAGGAAGGUCCGUCUCUUCAGGAGGGUGAGUGCUAUCACAAGCCAGAGGGGUGUAGAUAUGAAGACAUAAAAAAACAAAAGACAAAUUAGUAUACAAAUCUUAAUCUCAAAACUACGCUCUCUGCAGGACAGACUACUUAAUGUCACACUUUCUAAAUAACUCCAAGUGUUUUUUCAUUUAGCCAAAAAAGAGCAAAAUAAGAGAUUCUGAUACCAGUAAACUCUGACAGGUCAAUAUUGGCUAAAAAUGAUCAAUGGUUGGCUCUUUUACAGAACCGGCCAAACUUUUAAGACAGGGUACUCAUACAGAGAAGUCAAUGGCUGGUGUAGGCUGUGGAGAUGAUUUGGCAACUUCUGAAUUCACUUUUUACAUUUUGAGAUUCAAUCAUUUGGCGAGUUAAGAUGUUUUGAUAACAGACCGGAAAGGAAUUAAAACAUAUUUACAGCCCACUGGCUUGUGAUGCAGCACCAUCAAGGUUCAUGAUGAUAGAAAAGGGAAAAGUCGAGCAGCACCAAUGAAAGAACAGAUCUGAUCUACAUUCACCCUGACAGUUUUACUUUGUUCCUUGUGACGAUCAUCUUUAACAACCUUUUGUGUUUUCAUCCAUUGGACGGCUAUAGUUUACAGGCAGCUACACUGAUUAUUCACGCCUUCAUAUUUAUUCAUCUUUUUUAUACAUUUUUAUCCCUUAAGUUUUACUUAAAGAGCAGGUAUGUGGUUGCUGGAAUGACCGCCUGCAGAGGAUCCAUCAGAACGUCUGCACCAGUUUUAACCCCAAAAAGGGGGAAGAAAAACAGACUCCGGACUUUUUAAGUCCACAUUUCUUGGAAGAGACUAUUGCACCCAACAGAGUCACUGGUAAUCAGGGAGGAGAAGUUUGAAGAAAUAAUGUGAUGGAAUCAACUUUGCACUUACCUUGUUAUUCGGGGAAAAGAUUUAUAAAUGGCACUGUGAUAAUUAUAGUUUUUCUCGCUGACCAUUUUACUGGCAAAAUAUAUCCAGGUAUGAUCAGCACACACAUUUAAUUAAUUAGCCAGUUUAUUCAAUACAUCCCCAUUUGCUCUUAUGUACCGUAACUGUGGUUUUGGGUAUUGUUUUGAAACAAAAGCAUUUAUAGACACAUAAUAGAAUAUGAGUAUUUUCCACCUAAAAACAGCCCCCUCCUUUCUGAGGAUGAUCAUGGGAUCUGAAACUCCAGAACAGCUACUAAGUAGUAGUUUGUGUUUUUCAAGCUAUAGUAGGAAGUUUCACUAAUCAUUUGUUUUGCAAAACUGGUUGCAGGUGUAGCUUAUUAAGACUGUAUCUGCAAUGUUCUAAACAUUGUCCAGGAGAGCCUCGUGUGUGAACGCUAACAGCUUGAUUUAUCAAAGGUUGAGCUGGGUGGGAACUUCGUGAAUGUAACAACUCAUGCUCUUUUCUGCUAGCCAGUAGGUUUUAUUGCACUCCUUAAUUGAAGCUGUGAAUACAUCCAAUUAGGUGUGUAAUUGGAAAGGCCAAAACUGUCCUCAAAGCAUUUGACUCUGUUGCCUUGUGCACCAUCUUGAAAAUGUUCUUAAUAUUACAAGGGGAUUGUUGCAGUGUUGUUGUUUUCUGUCAUGUGCCUCCUGGGACCCCCCGCCUUCCCUUCCUCUAGUGUCUGACAUGGUAAACCUCCCGCUGUGAGGGGCAUGUGCGAAAGGGCAACUCUUGUAAAUGUCAGGGUCAGGCUGUCCUGACAUUUUCGAUAUGAUUUGAUAUCAACACGUGUUGGUCUUUUUUCACAUCUUAUUGAAGAGCUUCCUGAAUCCUGUCGUCAGAACAAAAUAGUCCCUGCUUUCACCUCGAUUUUUUUUUCUUGUGCUCUAAAGUUAUGCCUUCUUUUAGAUAUAUUUUACUUCUACAGGCUUCCUGCACUUCAGCCCUUCUUUUUCAGUCUGGGUGCUUCUGUGCACUCCUGAGCCCAAGCCGAGCAAAUGUAAGCACCAGCAGGGACUAUUUGAGUGCAAAGGCAUCUGUUUGUGGAAUCAAUAAUAAAUGCUCUCAAAUUGAGACACCAGGGUCUUGAAUAGAGAUAGAAAAGAAGCCCUUGCACAUUCUGAUGUUGGGAUGUUUCGUUUUCUACUGUGUUGGCACUCUUCCUGGCUGGUUUCCACUGAACUUUAACACAAAGAGACCGAAAACAUGUUGAAUGAACAUACUUAGAGAAGUGCACAUUGCGUGGAUUUUAACCUGAUCAAAUGAACUCUUGAGAAGAGACUUUUAUGUCUUCAGAGCAGACUGGAUGCUGCAGUACUACACAGAAUAAUAUAUUAUUUAUAUUUUCUUUGAUCAGUGUUAGAAGGUUCUUAUCUUGUCUGAUGUCACUCCUGGAAAUAUAUGUGCUUUUGGAGACGGCUGAUUGUGAAUCGUGAAGAGAGACAGCUUCACACUGCAGAAGGAAAAGACAGUUCUGAUAUUUUUUACAGAAAAAAAAGACGAAACAUUUUGCCAGCGGUGAAGCUUAUUGGAGUUACACAGUGAAUGUGUUGAUCUCUGAGGACCUUCAAUUCUGUGUGAUUAUGUUUUGUAUUGAUGUGAAACGUGCUGUUUUUUUUUUUUAGACAAAAAUAAAUACUUAGUCAAAGUGC